Messenger RNA from Peromyscus leucopus (white-footed mouse), 939 nucleotides. RefSeq names its product meiosis-specific protein MEI4. Gene Ontology annotation, cellular component: lateral element. Gene Ontology annotation, biological process: DNA recombination; meiotic DNA double-strand break formation; oogenesis. NCBI's taxonomy places the organism in Eukaryota, Metazoa, Chordata, Mammalia, Rodentia, Cricetidae. The record is from RefSeq and is a predicted model, not a curated record.
UGCCAGAUCAGGAGCCUACAAGUUCUGAAAAUACAUUGGCUUUGAUGGAUGACUCUGGAUGUGUUUUAUCAAAUGAGCAAAGAAGCGAAUCUGCAGAGUUGUCCCAGCAUGUUGUGGAGAGUGUAGUCCCCAUCCCUUCUACCACUGCUCUUGAGAAAAAGCCGUGCACCACCCUGGAGAAUCCUCCAUCUUGUCACUUGCAGUUCUUGCAACAUCUGCUCGAACUGAAGAAACUGAGAGAAUCCAGUAGUCUGAAAGUGUACCUAACCCACUUUGAAAAAGACUCCUCCACAGUUUCUGAUUCUGUUUCACAGUUGUUAGAUGGCCUGAUCACGUUUUACCGUAACCCGAAACUCCCUUUCUCAAGCUUUUGGACGGAAGCUGUUGCUACAUUAGCUAGACUGGCGAGUGAUUUUAAUUUAUCUAAUCAUAUUCUUAAAAAAUGUUCAAAGAAGUUGGAAGAAUUUGAGAAAACUCUACUUCAGGCUAUUUUAGGGAACAGCAGUAUAAACCGGUUCCAGGUGCAGCAUUAUGUCUCUCAGAGUCUCGUGACCCUAGGAAGUUGCAGCUUGUUGAGGAGUCUAUUUAUGCUACUACUCUCUGAAGUGAACAGCUUUGUGGAUGACCUGGGAGCCAUCAAUCAGGUUCAAGGCAAUUAUGAUGUGACACGCUAUGAAAAUAUUUUCUCUCUGUUCUGGAUUCUGGAGCAACUUCUUCAACAAGAAACCCAGGGAGAUCCCACUUUACACAUUGAUCACAGCAGCCCAGAAAUCCAGACAUUUCUUCAGAAGCAUGAUGAAACCAUCUUCCAACUUUCAGAUGCGUUUCCUUUAUUUACUUUUUACUUAUGGAGACUGGGCAUUCUCUUGAACUCAGAAGAGAUGGAGACUGUUGAGAAUGAGUCAUUUCCUUAGCAGUCUACCAUAUAUCAGAAAAUGG